GUAGCCGCUGUAGCCAUGACCCGCAUCAUUGACCUGGUGCCCUGGGACGACUGCUCCACGCACGCAUUCGCGUCCCCCGCCAUCCUGCUGCCGCUGGAGCCGCCACGCAACCAGCUGGCGGGCAUGAAGCAGCAGCUCUACCACCCGGCCCUGCCCAGCCUGCGCCGCAUGGACAUGGACUCGGUCAGGGCCUGCCUUUCCGACGAGCACUGCCGGUCCACCACCUACUGCCGCAGAGAUGACUUUGACAACGCCCGCUUCACACUUUUGGGUGUCCCCAACAAACCCCUGCAGUGCUUGGACGUCACGGCGACGGGCCAGAGACUCCGCAACAGGUGCCGCGAGGGAAAGCUGGUACCCAUCGUGCCGGGCAUCAACCGGGUCGACUGCCCCUGCUUCACACGCGCCAUUGAGGACUGGUCCCGCUUCGUGUCUUCCGCCGGCGAGUUCAAGCUGCCCUGCCCCAGCAAGAGGGUCGAGAGUUUCAGUGGCUACGCGGUGCGGUACUUGAAGCCGGAGGUGACCCAGAAUUGGCGGGUAAGGAGGCGCUGUAGCGGGCCAGGGGGGGGGGGGGGGGGUGGUCAGUGUCCCCCCCUCGGCUCACGGAUCCCCCAUUCCUCUGGCCCGCGCCAGUACUGUCUCAACCAUAAUCCCAGCCUGGACCGCUAUGGACAGAAGCCCCUGCCUUUCGACUCCUUGAACGCCUUCCGACACUUCGGCUCAAUCUACAGUCGUGUCAGCUAUCUGACCCCCUGGCAUUAA
Messenger RNA from Neomonachus schauinslandi (Hawaiian monk seal), 762 nucleotides. RefSeq names its product testis, prostate and placenta expressed (gene SPMIP8). The record is from RefSeq and is a predicted model, not a curated record. Bases 16 to 762 code for a protein of 248 amino acids. Lineage: Eukaryota; Metazoa; Chordata; Mammalia; Carnivora; Phocidae. The transcript is spliced from 8 exons.